GAUCGCGUGAUUUUUUCGUUUGUCUGAAAAGCACCCUUCUCUGAAUCAAGGGUAGCUACCCUUCUAGUGUGGAAUCUGUUCGAAACAGCCUGGAAUGCGACCUGAGGUGAUAUGGCGAUUAUCCGCCCAUUCCCAGGUGAUAUGGAAUUUCAGUUAGAUGCACCUUGUGAUCACUUCUAGUGCCUAGUGCUAGAGCUCAUCAACGCAUGAAACUUGUAGCCAUUAAGCGACUCAUUACACACUCGUCAACGCCUGAAACUGAGCUUCAGACGAAUGGCGAAUCCGAAUCGCAAUCGUGCGGCGAAUCUACACGGCGUACGCUGCCAGUGUCAGCGGCGCGUGCUUCUCGCGAAUGCCCGAGUCUUCAAGCUCCCCUUCAAAGAGUUGUUUUACCUCCUUUUUCGAUGCUUCCUCCUGGCCACUCUUACCGGGACUUACGCCAGCCAUGAUGAUGCUUCCACGAGGCUUCCACGGCAUGACUCAGUAGCCCAACAGCGCCGCCCAUGUCCAUGCCAGUAGCAGCAUCGACGCAAGCGGGCAUGUCGCCAUGCAUGCGAAUGGCAGCAGUCGUAUCACCAUGCAUGCGAAUGGCAGCAGUCGUAUCACCAUGCAUGGCGGCAAUGGCAGCAGCGGUCAUCGGAGGCAGCUGCAGCUGGUGGGGCGUGUGAAGGCCUUUGAAGCCGAUCUACAGUACUACGUGCCUCUGCCCGUCAGGACCCAUCCUGAGAGGACCAAUCUAUUCGUCGAACCUCUUGGCUUCGACCUUAACUUCUCGAGUCAACCGAUUGUGCUGCUGCAGUACCUCGAGCACGACACCCACUGGGGCACGCUCGCCCAAUGCCACGGCGACACGUGUCCCGCUCUAACCAGCUGCGGGCCGAGCUUCCCGAACCUCCGGGCCUGCUGGAACCCGAACCUAGUCGACCCAGACACGGUUUUUCUCGACCCGCCCGUAAACUGCCCGAAAAGAAACAACACUACGAUCAUGGAUGUGCACGCAAGGAAGCAUGCGUCGGAUGGGUAUGAUGAGACGUGUUCCCACCGGGACGACUUCAACCCACGGAACCCCAUGGCGCUGCAGAUGUUUGAGCUCAAGGGCGCGUAUGUCACGGACAAGGGCUACGUGUUCAACCGCACCCACCGAUUCGUGCGCCCCGGAUGUGGCAGGUUUAAUGAGCUGUCCUUUCAGGCGAAGCAGCAGGUGCAUCUGCUGCCCAGGGCGUUCUUCUGGGGCAACUCCUAUGGCUUCAACUUCUACCACUUCAUAGCGGAAACCCUGCCCUUGCUACUCGUGGCUGCGCCGUUGCUGCGUCGCAUCAUGCCCACCACCCCGAUUCUCGCCAGCAGAAUGCAGUGGGAAGUGUACAAGCAGUUCGGGGAGGCCCUUAUAGGGAUCAAGUACGAGGACGUGCGGGUGCUGCCUCUCAUAGCUGACGACCUCUUCUUCGUGGAAACACUCUUUGAGCCUACAGCCCAGACCUGUGGCUCCCCCGCUAAAGCCCUCUGGCAGUCCCUAAGAAGGAGCCACCUGCUGCACCCACGGGGGCUGCCUCUCUUCCGCCCCGACUGGUCCUACCGCCCGCCGCCGCCGCUGACGCCACAGCAGGCGCUGGCGCUGCCAGGGGACUGGGUGGUGGUGGUGGCGAAGCGACCUGCUAAGAAGCGAUCCAUUAGUAACUUCGACGAGGUGGAGCAGGCGGUGGAGAGCACGUUUCCUAGAGAGAGGGUUGUGAAGUUCACUGGCUCGCUGUCCAUGCUGGAAGCUCGCGACUUGUUUCGUCGCACUCGUCUGUUCGUAGCCGGCCAUGGGGCAGCGCUCACCAACCUUAUCUUCAUGCCAGAAAGGGCCUCGGUCCUCGAAAUCAGACCAGAUGGAUGCGCUAAUGCCUGCUACAACCAUCUCUCGUAUGUGUCCUCACUCAUAUACCACCUAGUGUUUAGCCAUGGGGGUUGUACAGAUAGUGUACAAGCAGAUGUUACUAGAAUAUCUCCAGUCCUUCAAGGGAUUAAGGCGAGAUUCGAAAGUGAGGAUGGUGAAGCUGGGAGGUGACGUACGGGGCUUAGAAGCCCCCAUUCUUAGUACCUGUGCUUGGUUUGUUAUGAAGAAGCUUUGAAGUGUAAUUGCUAAAUGCAUUUGGUUUAAGCCUCUUGUUAUCGGACGUGCUUGCUUCAUCUCCGUUAGUAUACG
Molecule: messenger RNA, 2188 nt
Organism: Closterium sp. NIES-67
Lineage: Eukaryota; Viridiplantae; Streptophyta; Zygnematophyceae; Desmidiales; Closteriaceae
Source: the annotation of a GenBank genome assembly